Messenger RNA from Sabethes cyaneus, 2256 nucleotides. RefSeq lists its product as uncharacterized. The transcript has a single exon. Gene Ontology annotation, molecular function: nucleic acid binding; zinc ion binding. Bases 1 to 2256 code for a protein of 751 amino acids. The record is from RefSeq and is a predicted model, not a curated record. NCBI's taxonomy places the organism in Eukaryota, Metazoa, Arthropoda, Insecta, Diptera, Culicidae.
AUGACUAGUGCUCCCACACAGCAGCAGCUAGCAGCUAGACAGUCUCUCGCAAAGGAAUUACCUCGAUUCUCCGGUGACCCCUCAGAGUGGCCGAUCUUCAUUUCGAAUUACCACUACACAACUGAAGCUUGCGGUUUUUCGCAAGCUGAAAACAUGCUUCGUCUACAACGAUGCUUGACUGGCCCAGCUUUAGACACGGUUCGAAGUCGGUUGGUGUUGCCAGCGGCGGUUCCUCAAGUAAUGGAGACACUGCGAAUGCGCUUUGGAAGACCGGAGUUACUGAUAAAAGCUCUACUGGAUAAGGUUCGCGAUAUUCCAGCGCCUAAAUCCGAUAAACUGGAAGGACUCAUUGAAUUUGGAAUGGCAGUGCAGACCUUAUGUGACCAUAUCGAAGCAGCGAAUGAACGCGCUCAUUUAUCGAAUCCGUCCUUAUUACAGGAACUCGUGGAGAAGCUUCCCCCGGAACAACGAAUGACGUGGGCGAAGUACAAACGAGAUUUCGAAUGCGUCGAUCUGAAAAUCUUCGGCGAUUAUAUGGCUUCUGUGGUACAGGAUGCGAUUAGUGUGGUUAGCUUGGAGUCGAUGAACAGGAAGCAAAAUGCGCGCGACCGUCCAAAGAUGAAAGGAUUUGUGAACGCUCAUGCGGCUGGUGGCCCAGCUAGUUCGGAAGAAGCCUGGAAUGAAUCACGGGGAUCAUUCAAAUCACUCACCUGCCUGAACUGCAACAAGAGUGGACACCGUGUGCGUGAUUGCGAUGCGUUCAAGGAAUUAUCGGUCGAUAAUCGCUGGAGGAGAAUUCGCACAUUACAGCUGUGCCAGAAUUGCCUUUUUAAUCAUGGGCGACGAGCAUGUCGGAUACGUAAAACGUGUGAUUUCGAAGGAUGUUCAUUCCGCCACCAUCCACUCCUCCACUCUACUAGGGGUCCUCCACAGCCAUCGAGGAUACAAAUAGCCGAAACCCAUACACAUCGUCACUCUACUUCAUCUGCGUUGUUUCGGAUCAUUCCAGUAACGCUGUACGGAAAGCGCGGAUCGAUCAAUACAUUCGCAUUCCUGGAUGAGGGAUCGGACAUGACGCUGGUGGAGAACGAUGUGGCUACGUCGCUUGGUGUAAGCGGAACUCCCCGUCCUUUGUGCCUGCGAUGCACUGGUGAUACCUCACGAAUGGAAAAGGGCUCGCAGCAGAUUACCAUCGAAAUUGCUGGGACUGGACAGAGCCAGCGACACAAAUUAGUCAACGCAAGGACCGUCGACAAUCUUGGACUUCCUUGCCAAAGUUUCCAAAUAGAGGAAGCUGUAAAAUUACAUCCGCAUCUAACGGGCAUCCCUAUCGACAGCUAUUGGAAUGCUAAGCCUAAGAUUCUCAUAGGCGUUGACAACUUACGGCUAGCACUCCCACUCAAAAUACGAGAAGGCAACAGCGCGGCUCCAGUGGCGGUAAAAACUAGGCUAGGCUGGUGCGUCUACGGCCCACGAGGAAGUGGUAAUCGUGAGUCUUACAACUUCCACGUUAGUAAAUGUGGCUGCGACGAGGAGCUCCAUGGAACAGUAAAACAAUUCUUUGAUACCGAAAACGUUGGAAUUGGUCCGACGGGGACUCUCCUUACGGAACAGGAGCAACGAGCGCUGACGGUAAUGGAAACUACUACUCGACGUGUGGCAGACCGGUUCGAGACGGGAUUGGUAUGGAAAGAGGAUCAGGUGGAAUUCCCAGAUAGUUAUCCCAUGGCCGUGCGACGUCUAGAAUGCUUGGAACGCCGAAUGAAUCGCGACCCGGAGUUGAAGGAGAACCUUCAUCGUCAAAUACGCGAAUACGAGGCGAAAGGUUACGCGCACAAAGCUGCGGCAGCGGAACUUGAAUCCGCUAACCACAGGAGGAAAUGGUAUUUACCAGUAGGAGCAGUGACAAACCCCAAGAAACCGGGGAAGACCCGCAUUGUGUGGGAUGCGGCCGCGAAGGUAAAAGGCGUAUCCCUGAAUAGCACACUGUUGAAGGGCCCAGAUCAACUUUCCUCGUUACCAGGUGUUCUAUUACGCUUUCGAUUGUACAGGGUGGCAAUAAGCUCAGAUGUUCAGGAGAUGUUCCACCAGAUCAGAAUUAGAAAUGCAGAUAAGAUAUCUCAGCUGUUCUUAUGGCGCAGCGAUCCGUCCGAGAAGCCUGCGGUCUACAUGAUGGAUGUCGCUAUAUUCGGAAGCACCUCCUCGCCAGCCUCGGCGCAAUUCGUAAAGAAUCGAAACGCUGAACAACAUUCGUAA